CUCUGGAGAGAAGCAGAUCUUCCGCACCAGCCAUCAUGUAAUGUAGUUCAUCAUCCUGGAGACAGAAACAAGAUGCUGCUGACGGGAUUUAUGGCGUUUCGGUAACGGAUCCAACAUGUUGCCUCCACAAACGGUUUGAUCCCGUGUAUUUAACGGCCGGUGAUGACGGACACACGUUUAUUAUCCAGCAUUUAAAGGAGAAAAACACGAAUAUUUCUGAAUCGUGCCACCAGUUGUUUUUUUUUUAUUUACCAACAUGUCCUCUCGGGAUGGGUGAAGCAUCUUGUUCGCUUACUGGGACUGAACUGGUUUGAUUGGGAUCUUUGCUGCCUGCUGGUGAGGCUUCCAGUUUCCAGUCAAACACCGACUCAUCAGGCGGAGGACUGACCGACGGAGGGAUGAUGGACGCGGCGCCGAGUUAAUCUGUGUCCUCGGUGAAGAGAAAGGAGACGGGUUAAAGUCCUGCUCUGUGGACUGUGGACCCAAAGAUCCACUGAGCAUCUGAUGGAGGACUGUUCACACUGUCGGCCCGAACAUUAGUGUGGAUCUCUGCUCUCCUGCUGUGGACUCUGAGGCGUUUCUGAUCACAGACCGUAGAACUGCUGCAGCCAUGACUCCUCCAGCCUCCACUCGACCCUCAUCAUGGACUCUCUCUGUGCUGCUGCUGCUGCUAAUGGUGGCCACAUCAUUUCCUGUGUCAGCUGUGGAGCCGGAGACGUGUUUCUCCAGACAGCACCAGAACGCCAUUGUGAACGUCAGGCAGGCGUUAAACAGGUCGACGACAGCCAUGGACGCCCGGGUGGUCCGGUCAGAGAGGGACUGUGUCCUCGCCUGCUGCUCAGAGGAAGUCAGACCAGGUGCCAAAUGCAACAUGGCUGUGUUCAAGGGCAACAAACACGCCGGUGACGAUAACUGCUUCCUGUUCCACUGUCAGACGGAGCAGGACUGUCCGUUAAUGAAGGCACCGGAAGGCAUCAACACCUACGACAUAUACAAAGGCUUGAUUCAUCCAACCACUGUGAGGCCUGUGACCAUGACAACCACCACCACAGAACAAACCACCACCACCUCCACCACCACCACCACCACCACGCCGGCCCCAACUACACCAACAACCACGCAACCCACCACCACUACAACCACCACACCGAGUACAACAUCACCACCAGCAACGACUACAACCUCUGCGCCAUCCACAACUUCAACCACCAUCGCCACCACAACACCUCCGCCCAUCAUCAUCAUUGCCACUAUGGCUCCGGUAACUCCAGCACCCACCACCACCACCACAACAACAGCUUCUACUACAACCACCACCACCCCCGCCGCCAUAGUGAAGAAGCCAAACAAGAGCAGCAAGAAGCAAAAUAAAUCAACCAAGAAAGUAAAACCUCAUCCUGUCAGCACCACCACAUCCGCUCCACCGACACAGAGCUCCACCACAUCGCUUCCUGUUGUAACCACCAGCAAAGAGGCUGCACCAAGAACUACUGAAAGACCACAGCCCAAUACUGAAACUACUUCAACUACUACUACAACCACAACAACCACUACAACUACUACUACAACUCCCACUACUACUACCACCACUACAACUCCUCCUCCACCUACUACAACCACCACUCCUACUACUACUACUACUACUACUACUACUACUACCACUACUACCUUACCCACCACUACUACUACUACUACUCCUCUUCCUACCACCACCACUACAACCACCACCACAACCACCGAUCCACCCACCAUGAGGACGACUCCAGCACAGAGUCUCGUCAUCAUCCCCAAAGGCGCCGUCCAGUCCGACCACGCCCUCCAGAACUCAAGCGUUGGCCGAGGAAAAACGGCGGUGGCAGCACGGGGGGCAUUGAAAAGCGGCGUGGUGGCGUUCAUGGUGCUGGGGCUCGCCAUACUCACACUGGCCCUGGCCGUUGGCGGCCGCAAGGCAAUGGAGUCCUUCGACAGACGACAUUACACGAGACUGGAGCUGAAUGACCUGCACUACGAGGUGUGAGGGAGGACACAGCGCCUCACAGGUGUUUGGUUUUUACAAUGGAAGCUCAGAAGGACAAAAAGCAAGACUUUAAAUGAGUUCAUUUAAGAUUGUUAACGUUCAUCUGAUAGUAAUUUUAAAACAGCACAAAGUUACACAAUAACAGAAUGUCUGCGUCACUUAAGAGGCGUCACACCAUAUGGAGAAUACUCAAUCCUGAUUGGCCAGAGCGGGUGCAUUAUUUUGAAUUAACCACACAGCUCCGACACAGUUUAUUUACAUUAACACAGUUAUGUUUAUUACCCUGAAAUAUGAGAGAAGAGGACUUUGAUCUUUGGCAGGUGGCUGUGAUAUAAGAAGCAUAAUGAACUCAGACCUGUGCAGUUAUUGAAAUUAAUGCACUCUGAAGACAAACCCGUAGAAUCUGCAUCUCACAUUAUUUCUUAAUAGGAGUAGGCGAUAUCGAUAAAAUCCUCCACCACAGAAGUUUCACGUCUUUAUUUUAAAAUGAGCUACUUUAACAAAACACUGGAUUACCUGAAAAAUGCAUCGUUUCAAAGCUGAAAACUGUUUUUUUUAACAGUUUUGGAGGUUCGUGAUUUUUCAUGGACAGAGCCGAAAUAUAAUUUUCAUGGUGAUAUAUAUAAAUAUCAUGAAACUGUAAAUUUAAACACACCAGACGGAGAUACUGUGUCUGUGUUUGGUUGCCAAAAAGAAUGCAACGCAUGACAAAUCAAGACAGCCCACUCGCUGGAAGAAACUGUUGGCGUUAUGCGAUUCUGCAAACCACGAAUACGUUACAUUUGCAUGUUUCAUACGUAUCAUAUCAACAUUUCUACAGUGACGUAAUGUAUGAGCUGACUUUAUCACUGGUUCAACUUAAAGAAAUUAAGGUCACACUUCACGUUCGUCUUUUUGAGUAGUUCCCAAUCAGGCAUCCUUGAGUUAGUCCAAUACAUCUUUAUUAAUCUCACAAACUCAAUUAGUUUCGUACAACCAACAAGAAGCUUAAUUAAGUUAACCCAACUUAAUUUCUAUCCAAAAUUUGCGGUCAUAGGUAUUCUUACUUAUUUUAAUUCCAUCCUACUCAAAAAAUGUCUUGAUUUUGACCAACUUCUUAAAAUAAGUUGUAAUGUAACGUAUCCGUGGUUUGCAGAAACGAACAAUGCCAACACUUUUUCUGCCGAUUGUGUUGUCUAGAAACAUCACAAUGAUGCAAAAAUUAUAUGAAAAUAAUCAUAAAUCUUUCCUGAUUAUUUAUUCUCAACAUUUUGACUUUUGUCUCAGAAUGAAGUCAUUUUAUCAUAUUUGUCCUCACAAAUCUGACAUUUUCUCAAACCUUUAAAUGCUGUGGCGGCGUGUUGCUGCCACCAUCACAACAAAAAUAUUUGCUCAGUUUCCUGUUGUAACAUGAAAAGUUUUUAUGUCCCCUGUACACAAGCUUCACUACAAGAUAUUUUUCAUUUUAUUCUGAAUUAUUUUCUCACCACUGGACACCAAAUUAUUCGUUUUAACAAACUUUUUUAUUAAAAAACAAAUCACUUUAUCUUAUCAAGUUACAAAAUCUUCUUGUUAUAUAUAAAUAUAUAUUAUAAGAGCCAUUUGAAAUCAUUAAUCCCAUUUUUCAAUGACCGUAUCGUAUGAUAAUGCUGCUGAAACAUGUGGCACUUUUCACUUUAUCCUACAAAACAUGACAAAAACUCACUAAAUAAAAAUUAACAAAGAACAUUUAUUGACAACAAUAUUUUAGGAGCGUAAUUCAUUAGAGAUUUUGAGUGAUUACUUCAAUGGCAUUUUCCUUUGAUGAACACAAAAGCAUAAAAUAAUAAUUUUUGUAAUAAGUUUAACCAACUAAUAUUACUGGUGCCGGUUAGCAAGGGUGCAGCGUUUAUUGAACUAGUCAGCUAACAGCUCAUAUCUCUUGCUGUUACACAAAAUCAGUUUUUGUAUUGUUAUUGCAUAAAUGUUAACACAGGAAACUUUCAUAUGUUGUUAAAUGUGAAAAGUUUCUUGUUUUGAUCAGAUAAAAAGAUUUUGUGUAAUAACAGGUGGGUUUCUACUCAUAUCCUCCUGAGACCCGAACUUUUGUUUGGUAUGCAUUUAUAAUUUCUCCCAGCUAUUUGGGAUCAAUAGGACCCAAAAAGUAUAAAAAACGAAACAUUUUUAACGAUAAUCAAGUUCCAAUCUACUCAAAUGAGACAAGAAUAAAGUCCUAUUGUCUUCAAACGAGUACUUCCUAAUUAACAGUAGCUUGUUAGUGUUGCUAAAAUUGGUCAAAUUUGAAUGAAGUAUGAGGUCAUGUAAAUCCAAAAUAUGAUGUCCUCGUAUGAGGACACAGGGUCUCAGGAGGAUGUAACAAGAAUAAAUUAUACGUUAUAGUAAUAAAAACAUUAUUGCAACAACAAAAAUAAUGUGUUAAUACGAAGAAAAUGUCUUAUUAAUUUGAAAAUGUCUUGAUAUAGUAUGAGAGGGAGCUCAGUAAAACAAGAAACUUUUCAUGUUAUAAAGAAAGUUGAGUUUUUUUUCUGACUUUCUGGUUUUAAUCACUUUUAUUCCUGACGUUAUUUAUCUUGAGUCAGAGCCAGAGAGUGAGGUCAUUUCCUGUUAACCUCCUGAUGCGUUGAUUUAGUCGUCGCUGACUGUAGAGAAACUUCAGCUGGUGAUCAAAUACAAAGAACAAACAGCAAUAUAUUUAUUCCCUGAAUCUCAGGAAGCCUCUGAAGUCGAUGUAGAGAAACUCUGGAUUGUACGAGCGGCCACAGAUUUGUACAUUUGGCCUUCUGGUUUCGAGGCCUUCUUCUUCACCAUGGGGUCGAUCAGCCCUUUGUGUAUAAGAUGUACACCUGCAUGUCUUUUUACUUCCACAUGCUUCAGCCAUACGAGCCUGUGACUGCUUCUUAACUCGCCGACUCAGCCCGGACGUCGGUCUCACACUCUCACUGUGUUGUUUUUGUAUUCUGUCCACAUUUCUCUGGUUUCACACGUGGAUAAAGAUUUCAAACGAUGGAUGCAAUUCUUUGAAAAUUGAUGCACUAUUGUAUCCUGUGUUUUUUGAUAAAUAUGAUAUGCUUCUUUUUGAAUAUUAGAUUGUUUUUCAUAAGUAAGAGUACACUGGCCGCGCACUAUUUUCCUAUAAUAAUAAUAAUAAUAAUAAUAAGUACAUUUGUAUUGGGUGUCAGUGUAUGAGGAGGAGGGGGUGGAGGCUGCUGCAGCGUCAGCUCACCACCAGGGGGCAGCAGCAGCCUGAUGAACCUCCUGCACACACUGACCUGAAGAAGCCUGAAGCUGCACUGUUGACUUGUUUUCACUUCUAUUGCUUUGAUUUCUACAGCGUCUAAUUAUUUACAUCGAUGGUGAUAGUUUGGUCGUGUUUUGUGAA
This is a messenger RNA of Epinephelus fuscoguttatus (brown-marbled grouper), 5375 nucleotides long. RefSeq names its product MANSC domain containing 1 (gene mansc1). The coding region runs from base 611 to 2017 and encodes 468 amino acids. The record is from RefSeq and is a predicted model, not a curated record. Lineage: Eukaryota; Metazoa; Chordata; Actinopteri; Perciformes; Serranidae. The transcript is spliced from 5 exons.